This is a messenger RNA of Cherax quadricarinatus, 3439 nucleotides long. RefSeq names its product cytosolic carboxypeptidase-like protein 5. Gene Ontology annotation, biological process: protein side chain deglutamylation; proteolysis. Gene Ontology annotation, molecular function: metallocarboxypeptidase activity; zinc ion binding. The record is from RefSeq and is a predicted model, not a curated record. NCBI's taxonomy places the organism in Eukaryota, Metazoa, Arthropoda, Malacostraca, Decapoda, Parastacidae.
UAAUCUUUCUCUUCUCCCGCAGAUACUGACGACAGCGAUAUGGAAGGGACGCUUUCCAACCUCUCCCGCCAGGUGAUGCGGCCUCCAGGGUGCUCCGGCAAGGCCAAGCGAGGCCACCUCUGCUUCGACGCCUCCUUCGAGACAGGUAACUUGGGUCGUGUUGAUUUCGUGGCUGAGUACGACUACGACCUCUUCAUCAGACCUGACACUUGUAACCCACGAUCAAGAUUUUGGUUCAACUUCACUGUCGACAAUGCUAAAGCAGACCAGCGUGCCAUCUUUAACUUGGUCAACUUGCACAAGAGUCGUAACCUCUUCUGGGAAGGUCUCACCCCGCUGGUCCGUUCUACCUCCAGACCCAGAUGGACGAGGCUACCUGCUGAGAACGUUUACUACUACCAGUCCGAGCAGCACCGUGGCCACUACAUACUAAGCUUCGCCUUCUGCUUCGACACUGAACACGACGUCUACCAGUUCGCUCUCACUUUCCCUUACUCGUACGCCCGCCUGCAGGCCUUCCUCCAGCUGCAGGACAACGCCCGCCUUCCCUUCUACUGGAGACACACACUGGCCUACACUGUGAUGAAGCGUCGGUGUGACAUACUCACCAUCACCAGCCUCCACAACUACCGGGGUCCCAUCCAGGCCAUGACGGAAGCCCGCGGAGCAGCCGUGGAGGCUGCCACCAAGGCUGCCGUCCUGCCCACCACCCACCACCGCCAACACGACGACGAUGACGACGACGACGAAGACGAAAGUGACCACGUGCCCGCCUCUUUAGGAAGUGCUGCUGUGUCCCGUCGAGUGGUUGUGGUGAUGACCCGAGUACAUGGGGGAGAGUCCCCCACCUCAUUCAUCGUCCAGGGGAUGGUGGAGCUGCUGGUGGGGUCAAGUAGCGAGGCUCAGGUGCUAAGAGAACACGUUGUCUUCAAGAUCAUUCCGAUGAUGAAUCCUGACGGUGUCUACCUCGGCAACUACAGGUCAACAUUGAUGGGGUUCGACCUGAACCGCUCGUGGAACGAUGCGAGUGUAUGGGGACACCCGACCGUGCAUGCAGCCAGGAGUAUGUUGCUGGAGCUCGACCAGGCAGAGUGGUGUGACCUGGACCUGGUGUUGGACCUGCACGCCCACUCCUCCCUGCUUGGCACUUUUAUCUACGGUAACUCCUACGACGACGUCUACAGACACGAACGCCACAUAGUGUUCCCCAAGAUGCUGAGUCACUGCUGUGAGGACUACUGCCACUACAAUACUAUAUACAACAAGGACCCCUCAAAGGCUCACUCCGCCCGCAGAUGGUUGUGCAGUAACCUCAAGGACUCUGCCAACGUGUACUCCAUCCACACCUCCAUCUACGGCUACAGGAACCAGCGCGGCCACAUCGUUCCCUAUACCGAGGACCUUUAUCUGAGGACGGGUCGCAGUAUCGUGAAGGCUGUACUGGACUACUACCAGUUCCUUGGUCUUAUUCCCUACACCUUUCCCUCAGCACAACCCCUACAUGACUUGCCCAGGGGCAAGGGGCCCGCCAGCCCCCCGCUACACACUCGCCACUCGCGCUCACAUCUGUCUCUUCAGCAGGCGCGAACCCCACAUUGCUCCUCACGGAGCAAGUGGUCGCCGGGAGGCAAGGAACGAGGUUCGCGAGCACUCACGAAGCUUCCAGAUGUUAAAGGUCCCGGGGGCAGUGAAGCGGCAGCUACAGACACAGCAGCCAGCGGCAGCACUGACGACGCCUCCUCCGUUAGUAGCGACAGUGAUGGCCUCAGCGACACCAGCGGCCUCAUGGUUAGGAUCAAGCAAAAGGCGGCCUCAGCAGACGAGGAGGAUGUGGGCUACACGAGACGCUACGGCCACGAGCGAAAUGAUAGGAACGUCCGUCUACCAGCGGCUCGGCAUACCGAUAACUCCAGAGCACUGGAAGGACGGGAUAGACGGCGAACGAGCCGUAAAACACGGCAACCCAGGACGACAUACAUGACGCUUUUUCCAGAACAGCAGAUGAAUCACCCAUCACGCUCCGACGAUGACACCCGCAGUCUGCCAGACCUGCCUUCCCUGACUGCUUCGUUACCGACUCUACGAACCACUCCUGAUCGCCGACAUCGCCCUCCAUUCCGCUUGGUGGGGCGCCAGGCUCGACCCACCACCCUGGUGUGGCAGGACCUCCAGCAGCCACUACAGCAUAGAGACAUUAAACUAUCCUACAGGUACUAUGACUUCAAGCGCCUAACACGCCCUCGUAAGAAACGCCACAAGAAGAAACCGAAGAGUCGUUCCCCGAGCAGAACUCGAAGCCAGCGCCGGAAUAAGACAACUAACGCCAAAGACCAAAACAUUACUCAUCACAAUCCUACCCACCACAAUUCUUCCCAUAACAACCCCACCCACCACAGUUCCUCCCAUCACAAUCCCACCCACCACAGUUCCUCCCAUCACAAUCCCACCCACCACAAUUCUACCCACCACAACUCCCCAGAGAGAGGCCGGCGGAGACGGAUAGUAGUGGGCGGAGGUUUCAAUGUGACGCGACUAGCGACACCGCCCCGCGAAGAGACAGGAACCCGGCCCCCUGCGCAGCGAGGACUCCGGAUGAUUGACGUUAAUCAACUAACAAUCGGCGGCUACCAGGAGAAUGUGUCGACCCCGCGGUGGCAGGCCAGCCCCCGCCGACAUACCCACCACCUCCCCACCACACCCCCACUCCUGAGGAGGUUCCUCGACCCCCAUGCCUCCCUCUUCUGAGAAGGAAGGGGCGCUCCCCGUUCCCCUCGCAUUUCAGAGAGCAAUCAACAAGCCCAGAGAGGUUUAGCACUUCAUAAAACACUACACUUUUCACUCUUGACUCUCCUCACCGCCGCUCGCCUCUGCAGGAAUAACUGCCGCUCAUCAUCAACGUCUCAGGGACCUUGAGUUACACAACUUUGUAAAUAAUGCGCUUCCGCAUUGCUCCAGUCAUUAGCUUGACCAAGAAUUUCACAAUUCGUCAAUUUAUACUGCCAUUGUUACUGUAAACAGAAAAAUGACUCCUCACCCAAACCCUCAGAGAUAAUCUGUAUCUAUACGCUGAUUUUACUUACCUAUUUCAAGUAUUAAAAUUCUCAUAUACAGAAUAUAUAUACGUUGAAAACUCGCUUCAAUUCGUAUUUUAGGAAUUAAAGAUCCUUGACUGGUGGUGUGAAGAUGACGCGCACUGAUGACUCUCGUGUAGUCUAUAUAUUGAUGAUUAAGACAUGUGCAACAAUUGGGUAUCAUUAUUGUUGAAACAUUUCGCCAACACAGUAGGCUUCUUCAGUCAAAUACAGAGAAUCAUCAACUUGUCGGUAUUUUAUACCAUUAUCAAUAUAUUAAUAAAAUCACUCGGCUAGUCAACCCUGAAGUUUACUAGAAGUUAUCAGAAGUCACCAGUCUUAAAGAAUCCAUUUUUUUUUUCAAAAUU